AUGACACACAGUACAUACAACAAGCACGACAUUCCGCGAGAGCUGCAGCGACUUAUCGACCGCACUGACCACGGCAUCGAGCAGCUCUACCAACUGACCGGCCGCGGCGCCGCGGCAUCGACGGUGGAAAUCGACGGGAGGCCGAGAGCCGCAAGAGUGGUGGAGAGGGGGCAGAAGCGCGGGCAGCGCUGUCAUAACAGAGGAUUCCAGGACUCAUUGCAGGACGAGAGGGAUGCCGAGGUGCGGCGCAAUAAACCCCACCGCAGCACCCGCAGAAGCUACAGCGAUGGUCGCAGCGGCGUCAGUGCAGACCUUCAGCCGAGGUCGACGGUGCAAUCCUCUUCCCGGAGAAUGAGAGAUUCGUACAACGAUGGCAGCGCUCCAAACGACUGGCGGCGUUUGCGCGCACCCGUGACAGAACACACGAGACAGAUCGAGCACAACGAGUACGGCACCAGCGACGACGACCACUUCGACAGCGACAAAGGCGAUGCACUGCCCGACGUCACUGCGAGUGACGACAACACGGACGUCUACGAGAGAGAUGAGGCAGGGGAGGACAAUGACAACUACGAGGAUGACGGAGCCAAUCGCGAGCCGCUGUCCGUUAGUCGCCACCACGGACAGUGGCACGCGUCUCGUGCGCUUCGUCAGGCUACUAUUGCCACUGUCGGGUCUCCGUCUCUGCAGGCGCAGCCGCCUCACCGGCGUUCUUUGCCACUGGUGUCGACGCCGCAUCGAACGCUAAACUUUUCUAACGGCACCGCGCAGUCAUCCCCGGCGUCUCUCGCAAAGCCACCGCGCCACUUGCGCCGCCCCGAUCUGCACGCAUCUUCGUCACACCUACCCGGCUUUUCCUCACCGCCUCCGUGGAGGCAGCGACAGGAACGCCAGGACUGCCGUGAUCUUCCUCCUGCCGGAGCCGCCUCCUAUACGCCGUCACCGGCGUCGUUCUCUGCUUUAUAUGGCUCCUCAGCAGCAUCAUCACCGUCGCAAACAGCUAAGACUACCGAGGCCACAGCGUACCGUGCCCACAUGGCGGCGCAGCAAUCCACGCAGAGACCUACCGCAUCUUCUGCCGUGCGUCGGCGGCGCUCGCCAUCGCAGCAGCUCAGCGGAACUCCCGUGUCUGACCCAGCCACACCGCUCUUCAUGAGCCCUGGCUCAGCACAGAGCCGAAGUCGAGACGAGUCCUGCCUUCACACCCGCUCUGGCCUGCGGAAGACGAGGGACACUGCGCCUGCUGGGAUGCUGUCGCAAUUUGGACGGAGGUGGAAAAACAUCUUCAAGGAACUGCUCAUCGAUCCUCCACCACCAGCCCCAGCCUGGGCGACGUCGUCCCCGCCGCAGCGUGCAACUGCAACAGCGACGGUUGCGUCACACCCACGAAAUAUGCCCGCGUCAUCGUCCUUCUCGUCUUCUUCAUGCACGACAGUCUCAAUGGGGGAGAGGCGUGCGCACGAGGAAGGUGCUGCUGAAAGAGGCAGCCUUCCUCAGCUCAGGGAACUCAUUCCACAUCCGAAGAGAGUCCAUGCGCCUCCGUCGUGCACUGCUGCUGAUUUAGUGACUGUCGCACCCGCCGUGUUGCCACACUCCGCCACCUCUGCCACAGCAUUCGCUGACGCUCGUGUCGCCGAGCAGCUGCGAGCCGAGCUGCAGGCGAGGGAGGAGGCGAUGUUGCAGCUGCGCAUGGAUCAUGCACAGGCGUUGGCAGAGCUGCGUCAGUCCCUCACCCACGAGCGGGCGAGCGCAGCGAAGCAGACGGCUGACGAGCUCGCGACGUCCUUCUCCAUCAAGGAGCAGCUCCUUCAAUCGUCGCUGCAGACGGAGCGGGAGCGUCUGAUGGAAGCAGAGGAACAACUACGGCUUGCGCGUCGCGAGGCAGCUCAGCGUAAAAUGGACCAUGAAGACUCAGCCCACGCCUUGGAGGUCCUGCAAGGCAAGUAUGCCGCCCUCGCGAGCAGUCAAAGCGAGUACGCAGCGCAGGUGGUGCAGUGGCGUGCGCUGGCGGAGAAAGCUGCCGCUGAGGUCGCAGAACAUGAAUCGCUAGUGAAGGUUUGGAAGGCAAGGGAAGUGGACUGGCAAGCGCGUGAGGCGCAGUUACAGCAGCUGGCGCGCACCGCUGAGGAACGGCGGGAGCAGCAAGAGGCAUCGGCGCAGACUGCCCUAGCCCAGGUAGAGGCGGAGUUCACACAAACCUCGCAGAGCUACCAGGACUUGCUAGCGGAGGCGACAAAGCGCAUGUCCUACCUUGAAAAGAACCAUCGAAAGUACAAAUUACUCAAGGAAGCCCACACGGUUCUCAAGGGCGAAUACGAGCAGCUCGUGAACUCUUCUAUGCACCGCGCACAGCAGUUGGAGGCAGAGCGUGCCUCGUUGCACGCUGAGGCACAAGAGCUGCGCCAGCAGUUGCUUCAGCGAGACUCAGCCACGCAGCAGGAGGCUACCUCCCACCAAGAGAUGCUGAGCGACUACAAGCGGCGGCUGGAGCUGCAAGAGGCGAGCGCGGCGGAGCAGGUAAAAACACUCCAACAGCACAUAGACACCGCAAACCACACCAUCGAGCUUCUCCGGUCGCAGAUGGAAAGCCUCAAGCAGGACGUGCUCGAGGAGCAGGCGCAGCACCAGCAGACGCAGAUGAAGGCCGCUCAGACGGAGCUGCAGUGGAAAGAGAGACAGCACGAGCAUCAGCGCUCGGCAGCGGCCUAUAAAGUGCGCUCUGAAGACACCAUUGCUCAGCUGAAGCGCCAGCUCCGCGAGAAGGACACAAAAAUGCAGGCCCUUGCUGCAAGUGCCGCGGAGCCGCUCCAGAGGCUGCGUCAGCAACUCGACGAUGAGCGCGGCCGCCGCGCUCGACUUGAGGAGCAGUUCCGCGCCUACAAAAAGAAAGCCAAGGAGGCGGAGGAGCAGGCGGUGAGCGAGAUGCGGCGAGAGCAGCUACGUACCGCUCUGCUGACACCUAUAACGUCUACGGGAUCCCCGCACCUCCGUUUUGCCCACUCGGCCACCGCAACACCGUCGCCGUCGAGCUCGUCGGUACCCUGCUCCUCCGGCGCAAAUGCCAUCAGCGGUGUAGGAAAAGUGGGGUUGGAAUCCGCAGCCCGACUGGAUGAACCAGCUCACCCAGCUGUGCUGGUGUCUGCCCGUGUGGCGCGCGAUGUUCAGCGGGAGGGCCGCCUCACCCACCCUGCUAGUUUACGGGGCGCUACCGCCCCUGCAUCGAGCGUGCUUGCGAAAGCGCACGUUGCACACUCCAGGGAAGGUGACGCGGCGGAUAGACGACGCGUUACAGCCGGCCACUCCCAGGUCACCCCGCUUACAGGCGCGACGCGCUUUGCCUCUGAGGAGAGUGGUCGACUCGCGCGCCUCGCUCCUUCUGCGGAAGCACCAUCCCCUUCAUCAAGGAGGACUACCCAAAUCUGUGGUGAAGAUGAAGGCGAGCGACACGAUGCACAAGUCCGUCGGACGUCCUCACCAGGCAUAGCCGUGGCGGCCACGGAUGUAUCGGCCAUCUCGCCCAGCGCCACAGUAGAGUCACUCUCCGGUAUCUCGAGGACGUCUCCCUGCACGAGCACAUUGAUGGCAGGGGAGGACGACGCAGUAGGGGCUGAUGGCACUGUCAAGUCGUCGAGUGUACAAGUUGUGGAGUCGACGCUCUCUCUGCAGCCUCACCCUGCAAACAGCACCCGCCACACAAACACGUCCGUCGCGAGAGUACCUGCCGCGGUUGACGAUGCCAUGGCCACACGUGUCUACACCGAUCCUGGGGUACAGGCGCAUGAGUACCGUAUGAGCAGCUUCCACACAAGUGCCUCGGAGGUGCUGCGCCGCAUUUCGGGAAGCCGAGAAGAGUUCCUGGCGCAGUGUGCCGCCAUCGUGAAGAGCACGGCGGCUGCCGGCCGCCGAAGUGCUCAGACGAGACGGCGACUGGCUGCUGAGGACGGACGUACUGCGGCAUCCGGUAGCCACGCCAGUGUCUCUGAGACGUCACAGAGCGAUGAGGGAACGGACGAUGAGGAGUGCCUGUAG
Leishmania braziliensis MHOM/BR/75/M2904 is the source of this 4029-nucleotide messenger RNA. RefSeq lists its product as hypothetical. The record is from RefSeq and is a predicted model, not a curated record. NCBI's taxonomy places the organism in Eukaryota, Euglenozoa, Kinetoplastea, Trypanosomatida, Trypanosomatidae. The transcript has a single exon. The coding region runs from base 1 to 4029 and encodes 1342 amino acids.